Molecule: messenger RNA, 2076 nt
Organism: Durusdinium trenchii
Lineage: Eukaryota; Dinophyceae; Suessiales; Symbiodiniaceae
Source: the annotation of a GenBank genome assembly
AUGCAACGGGCUUGGAAAGCGGCCGAUUCGUUUUGCGAAUUUGGGGGAAGUCGUCUGCUUCGCAUUAAGCUUGUCAUCAACCGCCGCAUGAUCAAUGUGAUCUCCGUGUAUGCCCCCACCUUUAAUUCGGAAGAGCAUGUCAAAGACCGCUUCUAUACCGAGUUAACUCGUAUGCUUCGCACUAUCCCUGCCGCUGAAGAAGUGUUUGUGUUAGGAGACUUUAAUGCCAGGGUGGGACGUCCCGCUGCGUCGGACCUGCACGGUCAGACGGAUGAAGGUUUCCUCAAUGAAAAUCUUAUUGUUGGCCCUUAUAGCUUGCAUCACACGAACUCGAAUGGCGAGCGCCUCCUGGCCUUAUGUGAAAGUGCACCGGUCGGUAAGCUUCGUGUCAUGAGUACCUUUUUCCCGCAUAAGCACUAUGGAACCUGGUUUCAUAACAAAUCUCGCUGUUGGUUUCAGAUUGAUCACAUGCUAGCUGCCCGCCGCUCCGCCCGCUGUGUUAUGGAUGUUUGUGUCAAGCCAGGUAUUGUUUUCAACACUGACCACCGUUGCGUCAAGGUUAAGCUACGUUUUGCUCCCCCGUUUUAUCGUGGACGCCCCUCUCGGCCCCUGUGCCGUCCCGCGGAAACUGCUAAGCUGCCUGCCCUUGCGGUUCACAGGCUGUCAGAUGCACCGGUUGCUGAUGCUGUUAACUCCUGUCUGGCUGAUUUCCUUGAAGAUGACUUGCUUGAUGAGUAUGGGACAUGGGCUCAUGCCCUGCGUCAGGCCGCGGAACAGUUUGUUGGCCUUCGUCUGGCGCCGGCUGGUCCACAAUGGAAGCUCGAUCAUGCUGCGGACCUCGCCUCUAUCAGUCGCAAACGGCAGGCCGCUUUUGCCGCUUGGAAGCAGGGUGGCUCCAAGGCCGAGUUCCGUGCUGUGUGCGCCACCUGUAAACGGGAAGUUGCGGCCGUGCUAAACACCUGGUGGGCCAAUAAAGCGGGUUCCAUUCAAGCUCUUGUCGAUGCCAAGGAACCGCAAUCUCAAUUCGCUGGGUUCCGGGAAUUACGGUCAGUGCUUGCGUCUGGUCAUCGUCCGAUCCCCAAGCUCCGUGAUUCGGCUGGGGACUGGGUUCACACCAAAUCAGGGCGUCUCGCUCGUUGGAGUGCGUACUUCGCUGACCUGCUCAAUGUUCCUGCCUCGGUGACUCCGGAGUUUGUGGCCGGCCUUGCUGUUCUGCCUCCUGAUGCCAGCCUUGGUGCUGUUCCUACCUUCGUGGAGACUGUGGCCGCAGUGCGCCGUCUGAAACCGCGUAAGGCUUGUGGUCCUGAUGGCCUGCCGGGGGACGUCCUUCGUCGGCUCUCGCUCCCUAACCUGCGUGUUUUCCAUGAGCAUUUGGUCCAGGUUGCCUCGGAGGGCUCUCUCUCCGGCUCCUUCAAUUUGGAAACCGGUUUAGAUCGUGCUGUGGACAAGUAUUGGGCCAAGCGCCCAGCCCUUGAAGCUGAUGCCAUGUCGGGCCGUCGUUCGUCUCGUCGUGAUGGUGAUGGCGGCAGUGGUCGGGUUUCCCGUGAGGAUCUUGACCGCUUGUCCGGCCGGGUGGACCGACUCCACGACCUGGUUGACUCCACCGGUCGUUUGGCUCUCCAGACCGCACACAGACGCCCUUCUGUGCGCCCUACUCCGUGGAAGGUGCAGGUGUCGGAGCAGUUCUUGGCGUACAUCAUGGCCGGAGCCCGGGAUGUGGCAGAUUUGGGGCAGCACGCUGAAGGUCUCAUACCCCUAUCUACCAUGGUGGAAGCCAUCUCACAUGGUGAACCCAAUGAUUCGGAUCCGUGGCCGAUCAUUGUCACCUUUCGCAACAGCGAGCAGGCGGUUGGUCUACGUGAAGCCCUUCUCCACGAAAGAUGGCGCGUGCUCCAGGGGCGGGACAAGGAGCUCGGCUGGCGUCCAGCACGCCAUAUGGCCAGUGGACCAGCCCGGGCGGUUUUGCAAGGCCUGGGCCUCGAAGCCAAGGGUGGCGGUAAAGGAAAACGCCGAUCACCGAAGCGGGAAGGAAGUGCAGCACCCCGAGCCGAGCCCGCUCGCCGUGCGCGCACGUGA